Messenger RNA from Phacochoerus africanus (Common warthog), 723 nucleotides. RefSeq names its product coiled-coil domain containing 152 (gene CCDC152). The record is from RefSeq and is a predicted model, not a curated record. Bases 1 to 723 code for a protein of 240 amino acids. The transcript is spliced from 7 exons. NCBI's taxonomy places the organism in Eukaryota, Metazoa, Chordata, Mammalia, Artiodactyla, Suidae.
AUGAAUCAAAGCAGCGAAGGAUGUAUGAAAAAGAUUGGCAGUGUGAAUCUUGACAAACUUAUAAAUGACUUCUCACAGAUAGAAAAAAAAAUGAUAGAAAUCAGUGGAAAGAACAACAUACUGGAUAUGCAGUUGGAAAAAGCUAACUGUUUGCUAAAAAUAAUGCAAACAAAGGAGGUCUCAAUUAAAGAAGGUGAAAAUGAACAACUAAAAAGAAAUUCUGAUCUUAUGAAAGAAAAGUUAAAAUCUCAUGAACAGGAAUAUAAGAAUAAUAUUGCCAAACUUAUGAAUGAAAUGAAAAUCAAAGAAGAGGGACAUAAGAUAGAAAUAACAAAACUUUAUCAGGAUAUGCAGAAAAAAGUUGAAUUAAAUGAAGAAAAGAAUAAAGAACUGAUAGAGAAAAAGGAGAUGGAAAUUUCAGAGUUAAAUGCAAAGUUAAGAACUCAAGAAAAGGAAAAACAAAAUGAAAUAGUCAAACUACAGCUAGAGUUUGAUGCCAAGCUAGCAAGAGUUCAAACUAAAGCAAAACCAUAUCCAGAUUCUACUGUUCUGCCACACAGUAUCUACAGAAGGAAGCUUCAACAUCUUCAAGAAGAAAAAAACAAGGAGAUUGCAAUUCUUCAUAAUACCAUUCAUGAUUUAGAGCAACGCCUCUCUGUCAGCAAAGAUUCUCAACUUAAAUUCGUUGGCAAAGAUUCUCACUUUAAGCGUAGACGGUUUUGA